Pungitius pungitius (ninespine stickleback) is the source of this 7307-nucleotide messenger RNA. RefSeq names its product Rho related BTB domain containing 4 (gene rhobtb4). Gene Ontology annotation, biological process: establishment or maintenance of cell polarity; small GTPase-mediated signal transduction; regulation of actin cytoskeleton organization. Gene Ontology annotation, molecular function: protein kinase binding; GTPase activity; GTP binding. NCBI's taxonomy places the organism in Eukaryota, Metazoa, Chordata, Actinopteri, Perciformes, Gasterosteidae. Bases 545 to 2710 code for a protein of 721 amino acids. Gene Ontology annotation, cellular component: cytoskeleton; cytoplasmic vesicle; cell projection. The transcript has 12 exons. The record is from RefSeq and is a predicted model, not a curated record.
AAAAAGAAAAAAAGAUGGGGGCGGCAGGGGGAAAUGCAAGCGGACUUUUCAUAGGAAAUCUGUCAAAAUGUAAUUUAAUAUACACGGGGAAGUGAACAAAUUAGAUGCGACGCGGGUAAAAUGCGUGCGCGCGCUAGAUGCUGGAUGAAUACCUCGUGCAAUUGCAUCUGUGGUAAAGAUGUAAAGUUAGAGUGGAAUCAUUACUUUGGGGGUGGGUUAAAAAGAAGACGGACAAAAGAAAGUAAAAAAAAAGCUCCCUCCUCCAUGCCCCCCCCCGCCUCCUUCUAGGUGUGACAGAAACAACAAAGGGACGCGGAACAAACUCGCAUCAGGACCACAGGCGGGCAGAUCUCUGUGCACUACAGGGCGGGCUGCGAACAAGAUUGAAUGGAGGGAGAACCGACAGCCAGAUUCGACUGAAGGAAGCAGAGCAGCGGAGUGGCGAAGGACUAAAAGUGGACGGGAAAGGAGAGAGAGAGAAAAAGAGAGAGAGAGAUCUGACCCGGUGAUUCCAGAAGUGAAUGUCUUUUAGAGGGCCCUCUCCAUGGAUAUAGACACAGACUAUGAGCGGCCCAAUGUGGAAACCAUUAAAUGUGUGGUGGUAGGGGAUAAUGCAGUAGGCAAGACCAGGCUAAUCUGUGCCCGGGCCUGCAAUGCCACCCUUACACAGUAUCAGCUGCUUGCCACCCACGUGCCGACCGUCUGGGCCAUCGACCAGUACCGUGUAUGCCAGGAGGUUUUGGAGAGAUCUCGCGAUGUAGUGGAUGAGGUCAGUGUGUCCCUGAGGCUAUGGGACACAUUCGGGGAUCAUCACAAAGACAGACGAUUUGCCUAUGGCAGGUCUGACGUUGUGGUGCUUUGCUUCUCUCUGGCUAAUCCCAAUUCCCUGCGCCAUGUCCGCACCAUGUGGUUCCCGGAGAUCAAGCACUUUUGUCCCCGGACACCCAUCAUUCUGGUUGGCUGCCAGUUGGACCUGCGCUACGCCGACCUUGAUGCAGUCAACCGUGCACGCCGCCCCCUAGCAAAACCAAUCAAACCUACGGAUAUCCUUCCACCAGAGAGAGGCCAUGAGGUGGCAAAGGAACUUGGGAUUCCCUACUACGAGACCAGUAUUGUUGCCCAGUUUGGAGUCAAAGAUGUCUUUGACAAUGCCAUCCGAGCGGCCCUCAUCUCCCGUCGUCACCUGCAGUUCUGGAAGUCACACCUGAAAAGGGUCCAGAGGCCCUUUCUCCAGGCGCCCUUCCUGCCUCCUCGCCCACCUCGCCCUAUAGUUGGAAUUCCAGACCCGCCUUCCACAGACGGGGAGGGCCCCGAUUCCCUUUUCUGCCAGCCGUUGUGCACAGAUGUUCUUUUCCUUCUGCACGAUGGGGCCACUCGCGUAUUUGCACACAAAGUAUAUCUGGCAACAUCUUGCUCCAAGUUCUACGACCUCUUCACCCUUGAUCUUGGUGGAUCCUGCACAGAGCCACUGGGGGAGGAGCAGGAGAACAAGGAAAACUUGGAGAGUGUUGAGGAAGAUGAGCAGAGCAGGAGAGGAGCCAAGGAGCAAGCUGGGCGCACUAAGAGCCUGGACAUUGAUAACGACGGGAUGGAUGGAGGAGUGCGGGGCCUUAAUCGACCCCAGCUGCUUCAGCAGGGCUCUUUGAGGACUUCCCAGAGUGAUAACGCACUUCCCUCCCGAGCCCACUACUCCCUGGGAGCUCUAGGGACCAGUCGAGCGCUUUCAGGAUGGGGGAGGGGGUUCCUGAGUGUGUGUGUUGAGCAUGUUGAUGACCCCAUGACGGGACGCCCACGACUCAUGACUGUGGUAGCCAUGGAUGCUCUUAUACAGGAGGAACCGUUCAAGGCGGUGCUUCAGUACCUGUACACGGGCAGCCUGGACGAGAGCCGUGGCGAUCUGAUGCAAGUGGCCACCAUCGCAGAGCUGCUCGAGGUGUUUGACCUGCGGAUGAUGGUGGCCAAUGUUCUCAACAGAGAGAGCUUCAUGAAUCAGGAGAUCACAAAGGCUUUCCACGUGCGCAGAGCCAACCGCAUCAAGGAGUGUCUCAACAAAGGCACCUUUGCUGAUGUGGCGUUUCGACUGGACGAUGGCUGCCUGCCGGCCCACAAGCCCCUGCUCAUCUCCAGCUGCAGCUGGAUGGCCGCCAUGUUCCGAGGUUCUUUCAUGGAAAGCUACAUCGAGGAGGUAUCCAUCCCUAACACCGGUGCAGCCUGUAUGCGCGGGGUCUUGGAGUUCCUGUACUGCGGUCUGUUGACACCCAGUACUGGUCUGGAGCCCAUCGAACUUAUUAUCCUCGCCAACCGCCUGUGUUUGCCCCGCCUGGUUGCCCUCACAGAACAGCACGCUGUAGAUGAGCUUCUCCAGUUGGCUGCAAAAGGAGGCGACAUUGAUGGACAAGUGUUGGCUUACCUUGAGCUUGCACAGUUCCACAAUGCCAAGCAACUAUCAGCUUGGUGUCUCCAUCACAUCUGCACUAAUUAUAACAGCAUCUGCCGCAAGUUUCCCAAAGACAUGAAGGUCAUGUCUGCAGAAAACCAGAAUCACUUUGAGAAGCAGCGCUGGCCUCCUGUGUGGUUCCUGAAGGAGGAGGACCGCUACCUGCGCUCUCAGAAGGAGCGCGAGCGCGAGGAGGAGAUCUUGCGGAAGCAACACAACAAGCGGGGCUGGUGUUUCUGGAGGCACCCGUCCUCCUCUCCACACGUCUCCUAAAGGGUCUCCUCAAUUAACAUCUUCCUCCAAACCUGGGUCAUCCUACGCAGGAUAACUAACCCCGCCUCCUCAAAAUACGGAGAAGGUCGACAUUGAACCCUCCAUUAUCACUAUAUUGAUGACUCUCAGCGCUACUAUGGCUGAAUGUCAGUAUGUUUGAGGGAAUGUAUUUGCCUCUUUAUAAUUGUGGGUGACUUAAUGGGUGCAUUUUUGCAACAAGUGUGGACUUAACUGAAGGUUAUGUGAAAUGGUUUUGUGAGUGUAUGUUUGCGGUUUGCCAUGAGUGAGUGACGCUUCCGAGUUGAGUGCUUCCGACGACCCCCUGAUCUACAAGGCCCCUGCAGCGUUGCAGAGUAGCUCCCUUGUCCCCUCCAAAAGAGCUCCGUCCCUCCACCAGCACUUACGGUGUCCCAGAUUUUGAGUGGUUGGACUGAGAGCAAGGGCUCUGUACUCCUCUCGGCCUCCUUCCUUCACAUUGACCUUAAUGACCAUGACUCAUUGACCAAUGCAGCCCCUCCCGGGGAGCUCACCUCUGCCUUCACUUCUUCGUAGACUGUUAAUUUGCACACGUAGACUGGUGCAAAGUAUUCACCCCUCUAAAACCAGCACGGAAUUCCAAGGAAUAGACACUUAGCAAUGUAAUUAUUACUAUUUUGAUAUUAUUUGACCUUUUUAAACAGUACUCCCACAAAGUGUUGAGAACCUUGAUUGGCAUUGCAACAAUACGAGUGUUCCAGAGCCCAGGCUGUGGUGCAAGGACAAUCUUAAACCCGUCAGCAAGUUGGGAUACUCUAGUCAGGGGUCUUGAUCAUAGCUAUUUUCCUCAAGUGGAGUACCGAAGUAGUCGUUGGGGUCCGUCUCUGCACUUCCAACCCCCUCCUCCUGCAUGCAACACGUGCAGAAAAAAUGCAAAAGAUUAGCUCUCCUUGAAACAAAAGGAUGAGUGGGUAAAGAGGGACAGCCUUACUUGAUGCGUCUGCCAUUGAGGAAUGAUGGAUGCAGCAAAUGUACCCAUGUAAAUGACCACUUGGUUGCGAGCAGCCAGCCUGCCUUUACACCCCUACACCACUAGGGGCAUCAUUGCUCAGGGCCCGGCACUAACCUUCACACUAACUGACUUUGGUUGGGCCUAUGAUUGCUUCACCCUAGUUUCAGUCAUCAAGAGCAGUAUAGCUUGACUUGUUGCAGUGUUAUAAAAAAAGGAAAAGCACAGGGUUUUUAGUGCAUUUAAAAGCAGACCGUAACCAGACUUCUGGAUACCAAAGCUGUGAUUCUUUUGAUCUAUUUCUUCCUCACUGUCUUCAUUUCUGCUUCCCCACUUUUAUUGGUAAGAGGGGAUGGAGGAGAAAAGAGAAAGUGGCUUACGAGAGAAUGCGGCAGUAUGUGAUGGUAUUUGAAUCCCUUCUUGGGGUGGUGUUUCCAGUCUGUCGUAUCAGAAGAAAAACUGCUUUCACUGCUGGACGAUGCCUUCCAUUCCUCUGGCUGGAAUUGAAAAUGGUGCUUCAAUCCCAACGAGACAGUGUCCACAUGAACACAGACACACAGUUAAACCUGUCUGGUCGUUUAGUGUUUACCAGCAAUGAACGCGCAGAAUAUUGAUGAUUUCACACAUUUUUUCCUUAGUAUUAAAGUAGCAGUCUGUGCAAUGUCUGCAUUUAUAUCAAGUUGUUGCAAUGUUGUAAUGUAUUUAACUACUUUUAAAUUAAAAAUCUGUAAUGCUUCCUUUUGAAAUUUAGAGUCUGCACUCUUGGGGGAGGCCUCAAAAGAACUGCAGAUGAGAGCAAAUCUGAUUUUCCUUAAGUGUGGUAAUUUCUUUGGGCUUUAGCGCUGAAUGUAAAAACGAGACUUAUUGGCGAUGACUUUCUAUUAGCACUUCAUUCUAUCUGUGGGUUCACGCCCCUCAGCUUUAACCAGACCCGACCGUAGGAGAUAGAUGGAUUGUGUUAGACAUGUGGUGCGUUCGGCCGUUCUCAAGGAGAGGCGUGUUGCAAGUAAUUGUUGGCUACCAAAAUAGCAGUCAGGCCGGAUUUCACGAGAUCCGAGUGAGAAUUGAGCUGAUUCCUCUCUAAAGUGUGAAAGCGAAGAAGUCUCAGUCAGUAUUACAUGCAACCUAAAUCAUCUGAAAUUCAUCCACGGAUAUUUCAAAGUCAUCCCACUGCAGUGCUUUGGGAAUAAAAUAGGGGUCCGUUUUUUGAUGGACUUCCAUGGCCUCCUUUUGGUUCCCCAGAGACGGCCUAUUGGAUUUGUCUAAUUGAUGGUUUGCAUGACCCAUUAAACCGUUUCUCUUGGUCCGUGUGCCUUAUAUUUAGAAAAGAAAAACCUAAAAACCAGCAACAUUGUAGUUAAAACCUGCAGACAGGUUCUGCAGUGGUGGGCGUGAUAGAUACUGUAACAAUGGCCGUCACAAUGUUAGAAGGUAUUGGUUGCUUUCUGCUCACUUUGAGCCGGAGUCAUGCAUGCCAAAAAUCGUAGGUCCCUGUUUUUAAACAGACCAACUUAAAUUAAACGCUCUGGGAAUUAUUCGGAUGUAGAUGCACUCUCCGUUGACCAGAUGUUUCAGAGGAAGUGAUUUAAACUGAGAAACGGGUUGAUUCCUGUAUGCUAACUUUGAAACCACUGACUUUGAGAAAGCAAAGCUUUUUAAUGACCACUGGCUGGUCUGUGUGUUGUGUUGUGGGAGAGCAACCACUUUUGUAUUGUAUUUUGCAUGGUGGCCUAACAUUGUCAUUAUAAUGACACUCGGUGUUGGAAUGCACUUUCUUCCCUUUGACUAUAGCUUUCUGUGCUUAGCAUGAAUUAUUCCUUAUGUAAGAUUGUUUUCUAAACCGGAUGAUUGUAGCACAAUGUCUCCACUUCUUUGUCAGUCUUUCAGAAUUUUCCAAAACGUGCUCAGUGAGGAGCUGAAUAACACAACUUUUUGGUUAACGCCUAGCUGGCACUGUACCACACAGUAGCUGUCUGCGUGCUAUGUGGCACACAUUUCCCAGGGUAAGAUCAGCACAGUAACACGAUGGAACAUUUGUUUGGAAAACUGACGCAAUCAAUCGUUUAUUUUAAGAUAUUGGACAGGAAACUGAAAAGCAUUCAUUUGAAUUUAAACCAAGUAUUGUAAUGCACAAAUUUGAAGACUGUCCUUAAUGGCUGAAAGCAACGUGUAUGUUUGGGUAAAGCCUGUGUGAAAUGACAUUAGGUUUCUGUAUACUAUAAGUUUAAAAUACAUAUCGCUAACUUUAAGUAUUUGCAAAUGAUUAGUGUGAAGAUGCACAGAGAUGGAGAAAAAGAGAUGCAACAUUUAAACCUUGUUCGCUUUAAACAGUCCUUUAUUUGCUCCUGACCCCUUUAGGACAAAGUCACACUCUGACAGGGUUGUAUUUUUCAUCUGGCUGGUCUUGUUGUAUCUUAACACAUCCUCUUUACUGUCAUUUUCUCCUGAUUUAUCUUUGGUGUAGCUUUUCUUUUCUUUUCUGGUGGCUAUGAGAACACUUUUCUUUAUCUGUAGGUGUCUCCUUUCCUGUGCCUUCAGUAAAAUCUCACACUUUUGGCUUUGUACACUUUGGCGGCACUAUACUUGCAUCCUUCUGGUCUCACAAUAAAGUUGAUUAAGGCAAGAAAUACGCACACACAUGGGAGCAAAGAUAUACAGUUGGGCAGCUUUCUUUGAUGUAAAGUGUUGUUGCAUGGUUACUGGCUAACUUCCACUGAUGACCCGGAUGGGGAACUUUGCAAGCUCGGUAUGUAAUAUCAUCUAUGCUAAAGAAGCUUGAAUUAUGAAGCGACCAAGAAACCCAGCAAACCAGCCGUUUUGGAAAAAAAACAUUUUUGCACUCUUUCAGGUGCCUGCACUUUUUAUUAUGUAGCCUAAUAAAGCUUUUUUGAUAAGUCAGCUGAAUUUUUGUAUUUAACACUUUUCUUGUUCAAAAUAGUAAUAUCUUAUUACUUUUCCACUUUCUUGUGAUCUGUCUCAAAGGCUAAUUCAAUACUUUUCCCUAUUGCUUCCACAAUUUAGCUGCAAUGUGAUAUGUUGCAAACAUGCAUGAAGUUUGUGUAUUCUAAUUUGGGGAACGGCAUCUGUGGACUACUGGUUAGAUUAGGGGCAAAUAUUAGCAGUGACUAUAUAUAUUACACUUUAAUGAAUAUAGUUUUUAUCCAAAGUAAAGUGUAGUGUUGUAAAUUUGACUCUCAUGCCAUACUGUAUCUACAGUAUUUAGUAAGCUCUUAUUAUAUAUUAGAGGCCCAGAACCGGCAGAGUCUUUAUACAGACGUACGUGGUGUGAUUAAUCCCUGGUCUACUGUCAUAUACUGUAUAAUAAUGGUAUGUUUUCUUCCAUUGACUAUUGUGUGCAAUAUAUUAAAAGGCGAAAGAAAAAGCACACCAAACUCACAAACUAUUAAGGGCUUUCAAGAAAAUGUACAACAAUCAGAAUGUUUUGCUCCUUUUGCAAAUAAUGUUUUGAAAAAAAUGUUUUGUCAUAUUUUUGAACCACUGUGAUUUGUACAAAAUUAAAAAAAUUAGAAAAAAUAGAUUUUUUUCUCCCUCCUUUGCCAAUUCAGUAUUUUGAUGUUUGACACGGAUUUAAAUAAAACAGUUUUGAACUUG